Messenger RNA from Anopheles coustani, 1344 nucleotides. RefSeq names its product RNA-binding protein 45-like. Bases 1 to 1233 code for a protein of 410 amino acids. The record is from RefSeq and is a predicted model, not a curated record. NCBI's taxonomy places the organism in Eukaryota, Metazoa, Arthropoda, Insecta, Diptera, Culicidae. Gene Ontology annotation, molecular function: RNA binding. The transcript has 3 exons.
AUGUCCGAUUACGGCAGUGGAAGAACGAAAGAAAUUUCGGAAGAGCCACCGAUGUCUCGACUGUUUAUCAUUUGCGGCAAACACAUAACGAAAGAUCAGCUGAUAAAACACUUUGAAUCGGAUGGAACGAUCGAAGAGUGUGUCGUGAUUACGGAUCGCAAAACGGGUCAGGGAAAAGGCGUUGCCUACGUAAAGUUCACCAAAACGUCGUCGGCCGCUAGGGGACUGUUGAAGAAUGCCACAAUUAUCGAGGGAGACACACGACCCAUUAAGGUUAUGAUUUCGGCAAGUUACAACCGAGAAAAGUCUAGCGAUAACGCAUCGGACGUUAACGAAAACCACUUCCUCCGGUUGUUUGCAAUCGUGCCGAGCAGUCGAACGGAGGAACAGCUCAAAGAAGAGUUCGGUUCGUUCGGUACGGUGACACAGGUCCGUCUAGUGCCGGACAAAAAGAACGACAAGCAGUGUGCAGCGUACGUUAAAUUUACCACCUUCCUCGAGACAGCCCUGGCCAUUGAAAACUGCAAUCCAUGCUACAAGGCAAAGUUUUGCGUCCCACGCAACAAACUGCAGCAGGAAAAGGAACCGAAGUGUCAUGCGAGCGAACCGGUGAACCGAAAGCGAAGUCAUUCUCCAGAACGUCCUUCCUCUACGCGAGGUGAUACGAAACUGGUGGCCAUCUGUAGCGUUCAGUUGAAUCAGGAUCGGAUAUGGCGGUUAUUCGAUAUCUGUCCAGGCAUGAAGUACUGCAAUAUAGUCACUGCAAAUGAUAUAAACAUUACCGCGACGGUGGUAUACUCCAAUCGUGACGAUGCCCAGCGGGCUGUGGAUAAAAUCCAUGGCUUAGAGUAUCCGAUUGGCGAAAGGGUUAUUGUGCGGUUUGAGGAGGAGUUCAAGGAUGAAAUAAUCACCAAAGACGCACUGUCCCAAUUCGGACCACCAAAACCGCUCGUUACAGAGCAAGUGCCUUGUGUAAAGAAGGCCUUUUUCAUUUGCAUGCCCGAAGCCAUCUCGGUGAAGCUGCUCACCGAUGCUUUCUGUCGGUUUGGGGAUUUAAUGAAGGUGUACAUUGUGCCAGGUAAAAGGCACGGUUACGCAGAGUUUGCCAGUGAUGUGGCGGCCAAUCGUGCCAUCCAGCAACUGCAUGGCGUACACUUGGGCGAUUGCCGGCUUAAGGUGCUGGAAUGUGCCGAGUAUAGUGGAGAGAACAAACGCAACAAGCUGGAACAUUAGCUAAUGCCGAAUGGAUCACCGGGUGCGCUAAGUAUAUUUCCAAUAUCUAGUUCAUGAUUCACUCUUUGAGUUUGGUUUGUUGUUAUUUGAUGGGUUAUCCAUCAUUUGUUC